This is a messenger RNA of Vavraia culicis subsp. floridensis, 906 nucleotides long. RefSeq lists its product as uncharacterized. Gene Ontology annotation, biological process: mitotic DNA replication checkpoint signaling. Gene Ontology annotation, molecular function: DNA replication origin binding. The coding region runs from base 1 to 735 and encodes 244 amino acids. The transcript has a single exon. The record is from RefSeq and is a predicted model, not a curated record. Lineage: Eukaryota; Fungi; Microsporidia; Pleistophoridae.
AUGGUGAGACCAUUGAAUGCUACUCCAAGAAAUAGGAUUAGGUCACCUAUUCCGGAAGAAUCUCUUCUAAGAACGGAUGAGAAAAACAAGAUAAAGCAAUUUCUCACUUCAUCAUGCAAUGUUCUACACAUUUCUGGCAAUCCAGGAACAGGAAAAACCAUGACCGUAAAAUAUGUCCUAAAGAACGAGAAAUACACCUAUAUAAAUUACAUGGUGGACCAAAAAUUCUUUGUAAGAUACAAAAUUGUAGUUUUCGAUGAAUUUGACAGAUUCUAUCUGGCGAAGAAAAACGAGUGCCAAACUUUUCUUCUUAAGCACAAAAACAAGAAAAUCAUCACAAUCUCAAAUAAUAUGCUGUUUGAUUGCGACCUCUUGAUUUUUAGGCCGUACACAAAGAACGAAAUACUCUACAUCGUCAGAAAAAAGCUUAACUGCGAACGAAUCAGCAACGAUGUCAUCGAAUACAUCAGUCUUAGAGAGAAAAAUGAUCUAAGAAAAAUAAUGUGUGCAUGCAACGAACUUCUGCUAAAGAAUAGCAGCACGAUUACAUUUAAGGACAUUGCUGUAAAAAAGAAGCGAAAGGAAAGCAUUCAUCAGCAGAUCAUACAUGAGCUGAAGAAGAACUUCAGAAUAAAAGAAGAAGCAUUUAAAAAUUACCUAAUGAGAUGCAAGGAAUUGAAUGUAGACAGCUUAAGCCGGCCAGAUUUUACAUCCGUGUAUGAAAAUUUUGAAUGAAUCAUUCACUCGAUUGCGUAGUCUUGGGAAUGCAAAACAAUCCACAUCUCAUUGCUUACGAUCUACGUCUCGGAACGAAGCAGUAAAAAAAAUCAUUACUAUCCCUAAUAUGAGCACUCAAUUAAAACACUAGGACAUGAAGCGCUAUUUUGUCGGUGUUAGGGGGUUGUG